This is a messenger RNA of Bolinopsis microptera, 3110 nucleotides long. Its product is annotated as cyclin-dependent kinase 14-like. Bases 194 to 1654 code for a protein of 486 amino acids. Gene Ontology annotation, molecular function: cyclin binding; ATP binding; cyclin-dependent protein serine/threonine kinase activity. The transcript is spliced from 14 exons. NCBI's taxonomy places the organism in Eukaryota, Metazoa, Ctenophora, Tentaculata, Lobata, Bolinopsidae. The record is from RefSeq and is a predicted model, not a curated record. Gene Ontology annotation, biological process: protein phosphorylation. Gene Ontology annotation, cellular component: cytosol; cytoplasm; nucleus.
UCACGUUAGUCGAGUGCUCUAGUUUGUUGAAUCCUUACUUUGACCCGUUUUUCCUCAGAAAAUUGUUACUUCAGUCUGAAUCUCCCACUUCAGUCUGAUUCUCGAGCAGUUUUAUUUUACAGUGGUUUAAGUUCAAUUUAACAGAAGAACAGAGCUCUCAUUUUCAACCGCUCCACCAGAAUUUGGCGCUACCAUGUUUCUGAUAAGAUGUUUUAACCUGGAGAAGGAAUAUGACGAAUACAUAAACAAGGAUUCCUCCACCCAAAAACUCACUGACAGAGACGGAAACCCAGAACGGAAACCCAGGUCAGACACGAUAGACGAGAGUCGAGAGCACAUUGCUGCCCUGCCCUCUGAAUGUCUCAGUCACCCUCACAGCCUCCAGAAAAUAGGGCGAGCUAACAGUCUCUCACAUUUCAAGACAAACACAAAGAAUAACGGCCACACUCAGCUGGGGCGGAGUGUCAGCGCGGGGAUAUACGAGGAUGACGUGCUCCUUGUGAACUAUCAUAAGUUUGGGAGGGAUGGCGUUCCUUAUGUGUUCGACGAUCGUAAAACACAGUCGCUCCAGAAGAUACAUCACUCUCGGACCAAGUCACAAGAUUGUAUGUUAGAAUCGGAAGAACCCGCACCACCGCCCAGGUCCAUGGGACGAAGACACAGCACAACCAGCCUGCUACAAACGAAUUUCAGAGGAGGAUUUGGGGCUAAGGAGUCGUACAAAAAACUAGAAGCUCUGGGUGAAGGUUCCUACGCUACAGUUUACAAGGGAAUAUCCAGUAUAACAGGGACGGUAGUUGCGCUGAAAGAGAUUACCAGAAGUGAGGAGGAAGGCACACCUUUUACUGCCAUCAGAGAAGCGUCAUUGUUGAAGGAGUUGAAGCACGCGAAUAUAGUUGUUCUACACGAUAUAAUACACACCAAGAGAAUGCUUACUCUCGUCUUCGAAUAUGUGUCAACAGAUUUAGGUCAAUACAUGGAGCUACAACAGAAUGGACUUAAGCCUAAAGUUGUUAAGCUGUUUUUGUUUCAACUACUGAGGGGACUGCACUAUUGCCACAACAAGAAGAUAUUACACAGGGAUCUUAAACCACAGAACAUUCUGAUCAACGAAAAAGGAGAACUCAAACUCGCAGAUUUCGGUUUAGCUCGGGCAAAGUCAGUCCCAACACAUUCCUACUCCAACGAAGUCGUCACUUUGUGGUACCGGCCCCCAGAUGUGCUCCUUGGUUCCACUGAUUACAGCACAUCCCUGGAUAUGUGGGGUGUGGGGUGUAUCUUCGCUGAGAUGAUAUCUGGUAUCCCUCUCUUCCCCGGGAUGAAGGACGUUAAGGAUCAGCUCGCUAAGAUAUGGCAGAUAAUGGGGACACCUACACCACAAACCUGGCCCAAUUGUACCAAGUAUUCUGACUGGGGUAAACGAAAGUACGAGAAAUAUCCUAAGCAACGAUUUAUAGAUGUUAUCGCCAAUCUCUCAGACGAUCUUGAUGGUGAAGAUUUGUUGUCCCAGAUGUUAGUGUUUGAACCCAGUGAGCGUAUAGCCGCGUCUGUGUCUCUAAAACACCGUUAUUUCGGAGUUCUGCCUGAAGCUGUGCAUCACCUUCUACCAAUUGAGUCGAUAUAUCUCAACGAGCUUGUUGAGUUUCCUGGAUAGUAGACCGCCCGACUAGGAUCAUAGAUUCAGACGUUACUACCGACCAAUGGGACCCCCCACCUCUGUCCCCACAGGAUAGAAACCGGACUGAUGAAUGAACGCUGUGACGACGAUUUUAACUGCAUUCACUGGACUGUGCUCAUCGUGUAGGAAAAUAUUUAAAUUGAAACUCUAUGUCAGUGUUUGGCUGGUUGUUGUGAUGUCGUAUUUUUCAAUAGGUAGGUAUAGUUUUGAUGUUUAGGAUCUAGUACUAUCGACUUAUUGAAUUAACCGGAAUUUGUGUAAAUACAUUGAAUAUUUUAUUGAUUUGACAGUACUAUUUAUUAUGAAUCAAAAUUCCGGGUGAGAUUGGUAGCUUCCGUGGUUUUUUAUGUAAAAAGUGAUAAUAAUGACAAUAACUUUAUUGUUAUCUUAACAAAUCCGGAUUUUAGAUGAAGGUCAUUGUAGACCAGAAAGAUUUCUGGAGGCCUGAUUUUAGACUAGAUGUAUUUGUUUGUUUAUUUUUUCUUUUAGCAGAACGUUUGCUUAUUAAUGGGUGUCUUUUAGGUCGUCAUUUUACUAUUUUACGAGAGGAAGUGUUUGUGUUGUAAGCCUGUGUUAGGUUAACUGUUACUUAACUUUACUUUAAAUAGUUUAAUGGUGUCGUGCUGCUAGAUGUUUUGUUUUUAUUAUAUUAUUAAAAAUCUCAUAUCUUGUGAAGCUGAAGCGCUUUGAAUAAUUCGGAGAGAAUCCCCUAGUAAAACUAUUGUGUAUACCCAGAAAAUUUGUAUUGAACGAUCUAGAUAGUCAUCCACCUUGUGUAAAUAUUAAUUCUAGAAAAUAAUAAUGUCGUUAAUUUUUAUAACAGUUUUUAAAGUAGUCAUAAAUAGUAAAUAUCAUCAUUACGAUUGUUGUUGUUACAGUUAAGCACUCAAUCAUUGUAUUUAAGGAAAUUAAAUUGCCAUGUAAAAGAUAAAUAAAUUUCAAUCGUGUGAAACAUCUUAUCGGUGUUAAUUUUUCCGGCCCUUAGGGGUCGUUCACAUAUUGCGUAAUCAGCCGAGGGGGAGGGGGGUUUCCAAAUGAUUACGCUAGUGUAAUUUUGACUCAAUAGCUAUUUGUAAAACUGAUUAAUAUGUGAACGACCCCCUAAAUUUCAAUUUUGAGAGGUUAGGGCCUGAAUGCUUUGUUUAUUACUAUUGUUCAAUGGCCAUGUUUCAUCUGUUAGCCGUUCAUUGAAGUUCAGAAUUCAAAUGUCUCCGCUCUAAAUUGGCUACGAAACAUUGAUGAGCUAUUAUAAACACUUUAAUUAGGUUGAAAGAAGAAGAUUAGGUUCAUAAUUUAGUAUAUUAACACCUUGCCGUUGACAGACCCAAUGUUUCAAUAUGCGAAAUUAUUCGAUAAUAAUAUUCAAUGUUAUUUGUAUUUUUCCUGUGAAUAAUGUGAUUAAGAAUGAAAUAAGAAUUUCUGAUUUCUUUAA